Molecule: messenger RNA, 452 nt
Organism: Podarcis muralis (Common wall lizard)
Lineage: Eukaryota; Metazoa; Chordata; Lepidosauria; Squamata; Lacertidae
Source: RefSeq, a predicted model, not a curated record
CCGUAGCCCCCGCCCAUCCGGGGUUUUUCCCCCCUCCAAAGAUGGCGGCGCCCAGGUCGGUCAGAGCUCGGCGGCUUUGGAACGGUCUGGCGACGGCCGCCGCCUUCCUCGUCAUCCUCCCUCUCCUUCCCGCGGCGGAGGCCGGGGCCGAGGGGGACCAAAGCACGGCCGAGUUCGACGUGAGGCCCGGCGGAGCCGCCCACUCGUUCUCGAAGAGCCUGGGAGACUACACCUGCACCUUCACCUAUGCUGCUCAAGGUGGGACCAACGAAAAAUGGCAGAUGAGCAUUGGGAUCAGUGAAGAUAACCUGCUGUUUUCCUGUUCCAUCUGGAGGCCCCAAGGGAAGUCUUACCUCUUCUUCACCCAGUUUAAAGGCGAGGUCAAAGGAGCGAAGAUCGAGUAUGGCAUGGCCUACGUAAGUCUUUUCUGUUUCUAGGGUGCGGUGGGGGGG